UUUUGGUCUGGAGUUGAAUUAAUAAAAUGUACAGUAUUUGGUUUUAAAUCUUUUAUAACUUUUUAAGGUGAAGCCGUUUAAAUGACUGGCUGAGGAACAGCAGURGGUCUGGUUCUGGCCACCAGGUGGCGGUGUGUCCUCGGUGUUUACGGCUGAAUGGGUCAGAAAUGCUCUCGGCUCCAGUUUUAUGGCAGCUGCUCCAGUUUCGCUGCUGGUUUCGGGUCAGGCUUCAAACUCAGGCCGCCUAAUGAGGCUGAAAGCCGGCGGUUCGGAGGAGAACCGUCCGGUAGACGGUGACACACAUCCCCAGGUCGUCCUCCUCUAAGCCUCUUACUGUAAUCACGCUCCUGCUGAGGCGGCAGGACCCGCUUCCUCCGCCUCACCGCCUCGCAGCUCCUCAGAACCGGUCCGGGCUCGGCCCAGGAGUCUAGGAUGCCGUGUGGAGACGCGGUGGCCGUGUGGGACGUGGCUCUGAGCGACGGCGUCUACCGGGUCGAGUUCGCUCACGGCACCACCACGGGGAAACGGGUCGUCUACGUCAACGGGACGGUGAGGUCUGAGAGCUGGACUGGUCCUCUGGCGUGGCAGGUUAAGAGGAGCAGUGUGGCGUUCGUCCAGGUGUGGGACAGCGGACACUUCGGCUGGCUGGGAGAGUUUGUGGACGACGGCACAGAGACCCACUUCACGGUGGGAGAACAGGCCUGCUGCAUCAAGGCCACAAGUGGAGGCAAGAAGAAGAACGGCAUUGACCACAGCCUGCUGCUGGACGGACUCAAGGUUCCUGCUUCCUCCCACUAGCGCCGGACCAGUGGAGCUGGACCAGAGGUUCAGACAGAACCAGCAGGGGGUGCUGUGGGAUGGCCUCACAGAUGUGGGACUUCUUGUUUUUCUUUUCUGACUCUUAAAUAAAGCUGUAUCUCCUCUGAUGGGAUUUUAUUUUGAAAGGUCGUUAAUGGCUGGUUGUUAUGGCGGAGGUCAUCUUUGCGCAGUCUCCAUCUGUCUGAAUGCAGCUGUUCAGCAGAACGGCGGGAAAACCGGAACACGACUGGUCGGACCUUCAAAAUAAAAGCUCAAUACAGAUUUAGUAUUCUAAUUUCUGAAUGUUAGUAAAAACAGAUGUUGCUUUACUCUUYAUCUGUUAGGUGAAAAUAAUAACUMAUCAAUAAAGUAACUAACAUAUUAA
Messenger RNA from Poecilia reticulata (guppy), 1183 nucleotides. The record is from RefSeq and is a predicted model, not a curated record. NCBI's taxonomy places the organism in Eukaryota, Metazoa, Chordata, Actinopteri, Cyprinodontiformes, Poeciliidae.